Chenopodium quinoa (quinoa) is the source of this 13602-nucleotide messenger RNA. RefSeq lists its product as uncharacterized. Gene Ontology annotation, cellular component: extrinsic component of membrane. Bases 283 to 13242 code for a protein of 4319 amino acids. Gene Ontology annotation, biological process: protein targeting to vacuole; protein retention in Golgi apparatus. The record is from RefSeq and is a predicted model, not a curated record. The transcript is spliced from 64 exons. Lineage: Eukaryota; Viridiplantae; Streptophyta; Magnoliopsida; Caryophyllales; Amaranthaceae.
GAAAUAUCUCUUCUUUAAAAAAGAAAAAAGCAAAUCAUCUUUAUUUUUUCUCUCUCUAUCUCUAGAAACUGUCAGACUUGUCCUCUAAUCCUCGAAUCUCUCUCCAUUUUCUCUUUCAUCCUGUUAGAUUUUUGGCGGUUUCAUCAUUUCUGCACUCUAGGUGUUCGACGAAUUGCUUCAAUGAAACUAAUACAAUUUUUAUUUCUACGAUUUUUUUUUUUUUUUUUUUUUUUUGUUUGUUUUUUGGAUGAGAUUUUGAUUGCAGUUUGAUCGAAGAAGAAGAUGUUAGAGGAUCAAGUAGCUUAUUUGCUGCAGAGGUAUUUAGGCAAUUAUGUUAGAGGUCUUAACAAAGACGCUCUCAAAAUCAGCGUCUGGCAAGGUAAUGUGGUGCUAACUAACAUGCAACUAAAGCCCGAGGCAUUAAAUGCAUUAAAACUGCCCAUCAAAGUUAAAGCAGGAUUCCUUGGAUCUGUCACACUCAAGGUUCCUUGGAGUAAGCUUGGCCAAGAUCCAGUGAUAGUUGAAUUAGAUGAAAUUUUUUUGUUAGCUGAACCUGCCACACAUGUUGAUGGAGACAGUGAAGAUGCUUUACAGGAGGCCAAAAGAAAUCGAAUACGUGAGAUGGAAAUGAAGUUGUUGGAAAGAGCACAACGCUUAAAGACUGAUGAAGUGAAUAAAUCUUGGUUGGGGUCACUGAUUAGCACUAUAAUCGGAAACCUGAAGCUUUCAAUUUCAAAUAUCCACAUUAGAUAUGAAGAUGGUGAAAGCAAUGCUGGUCACCCGUUUGCAGCUGGUGUUACCUUGGACAAACUUUCAGCUUUCACUGUUGAUAACAAUGGGAAUGAAACUUUUGUCACUGGGGGUGCAUUGGAUAAUAUCCAGAAGUCUGUGGAACUGGAGCGUUUAGCUUUUUAUUUCAAUUCUGAUAUGUCUCCAUGGCGUCUUGACAAACCAUGGGAGGAUUUACUUCCUUCUGAGUGGUCUCAGGUUUUUAAGUUUGGAACAAAGGAUGGAAAAGUGGCUGCUGUUCCUGUAGAUAAACAUAGUUACAUUUUGGAACCAAUAUCUGGAAAUGCCAAGUACUUAAAACUGCGGUCGUAUGAUUCUCCUGUUACCGGUCAACCUUUGCAGAAGGCAGCAGUAAAUUUGGAUGAUGUGACAAUCUGUUUAUCGAAGGAUGGUUACAGAGAUAUGCUGAAGUUAGCCGACAAUUUCACUGCUUUUAAUCAGCGUCUGAAGUAUGCGCACUAUCGCCCAGUUGUCCCAGUGAAAUCUGAUCCCAGGUCCUGGUGGAACUAUGCAUACAAUGUUGUAUCAGAUCAAUUGAAGAUGGCUAGUGGGAAACUAUCUUGGGAUCGAGUGCUGAGGUUUGCGAGGUUAAGGAAGAAGUAUAUAUCUUUGUAUGCUUCUUUACUGAAAUCCAAUCCAAGUCAGGCGGUGAUUGAUGACAGUAAAGAAAUUGAAAAACUAGAUCUUGAACUUGAUAUUGAUCUCAUUGUGCAGUGGAGGAUGGUUGCUCACAGGUUUGUGGAGCAGUCCAUAGAGUCAGACCUGAGGAAACAACGAGAAAAAAAAUCAUGGUGGUCAUUUGGGUGGGGUGGUGGUGAGUCAUCUCAAGCUGAGACUGAAACCUUACAGUUCACUGAUGAAGAUUGGGAGCGCUUGAAUAAAAUCAUAAGAUACAAGGAAAGCGAUGUUGGACAAGUUUUUGAUGUGAAAAAGGAUGUUAUACAUACUGCAUUUGAACUCUACAUGAGACGUAAUGCAUCAAAGUUGAUUGAUGCCGAUGGAUGUGUCGCUGAAUUGUCGUGUGAGAGCCUAAAGUGCUCUGGUAGUCUGUAUGCAGAAGCAAAAAAUUUUGAUCUGAAGUUAGGCUCAUAUCGUCUGACAUCACCACAAGGAAUUCUUGCUGAGAGUGCUACAGCUCAUGAUUCUCUAGCCGGCACAUUUGUUUACAAGCCUUUUGAUGUGGAGGUUGAUUGGAGUUUCAUCGCUAAAGCUUCUCCCUGUUAUGUGACUUAUCUUAAAGACUCCGUCGAUCAGAUUGUGAAGUUUUUUGAGAGCACCACUGUCAGUCAGACACUAGCUGUAGAGACCGCAGCCGCUGUACAGAUGACUAUUGAUGAAAUGAAAAAGACUGCACAAGAGCAAAUGUCCAGGGCUUUGAGAAAUCAAAGCAGGUUUAUGCUCGACCUGGAUAUUGCUGCUCCCAAGAUUACUCUUCCUACUGAGUUUUGUCCAGAUGGUGAUCAUUCAACAAAACUCAUGCUUGACUUGGGGAAUCUGAUAAUACGAACGAAGAAUGACCAUGGAUCAGAGUCAGCUGAGAUCAUGAAUUUGUACCUGCAAUUUGAUAUGGUGCUGAGUGAUGUAUCUGCUUUCCUUGUGGAUGGUGAUUACUGCUGGGGUGAAGCCUCAUUGGGUGGGCAUCUUGGCUCUUCCAAGUUACCCGGUGAUGUUUUAUUGCCUGUUUUGGACAAAUGUGGUGUGGUUCUUAGGCUUCAACAGAUAAGGGUGGAAAACCCAUCAUAUCCAUCAACGAGGUUGGCUGUUCGGGUGCCGUCAUUGGGAUUUUAUUUUUCCCCAGCUCGCUACCAUCGUUUGAUGAAAGUAGUGAAAUCUUUUGUGGAGGAUGACGAUAAUGCUAACCGUUUGCUUCCGUGGACACAAGCUGAUUAUUCGGGUUGGCUGUAUCUUUUGACUUGGAAGGGAGUAGCAAACAGGGAGGCUGUUUGGCAGCGAAGAUACUUUUGUUUAGUUGGUCCAUUCCUUUACAUACUUGAAAAUCCAGACUCCAAAACCUACAAACAAUAUCUGAGUUUGAGAGGGAAACAUCUGCAUAAGGUGCCUGCAGAGAAUGUUGGUAAUGAGGAACAUAUACUUGCUAUCCUUGAUGCUACACGUGUCCAUGCUCUUGGCAAGGUUGUUGAGCAAGCAAAUGCAUUGAUCUUGCGAUUCGAGUCUGAUGAAUCUGAAAGCAUUUGGUAUACCCAACUACGGAAUGCUAUAUAUCGUGCAUCAAAUUCAGCUCAAAUCAGUACAUUUUCUGAAUCUUCAUCGGAUGCUGAAAGCUCGGAAUCUGAGGCUGUUGAACACAACGGUGUUGAUAAUGUUAUAAACAUGGAGAAAAUAUUUGUUACUGGUGUGUUAGAUGAAUUAAAAAUCUGCUUCAACUAUAACCAGGAGUAUGACGAGAGUUUUAUGAAGAUGUUACUAUCCGAAGAGAAGCAUUUGUUUGAAUUUCGAGCUGUUGGUGGUCAGGUGGAAAUUGCGAUUAAGGAUAAUGAUAUGUUCAUAGGAACUCUCUUGCAAUCCUUGGAGAUAGAAGAUUUAGUAUGUGGAGGAACUUCUCAACGUCAAUAUUUAGCCAGAUCAUUCAUACAGGGCCCUGAAAUUAGUAUGAUUUCUGAAGAAACUAGGCAGAGCAGUAAUGGUGAUUCGUCUGCUGAAGGUGAUGAUAAAUUCUACGAGGCUCCAGAGAAUCUGCCGGAUAAUGGCUUCACCAUCCCUGAAGUAUCAGCAUUUAUACCUCCCAGCUUUAGCAGGGUGCCUGGUCUUCUACCUGAUAGCUCCUUUCAAUCUAUAGCAGAGAAAUCUGGGCAAAAUGAUGAGUUGGGAAGUUUUGUUAAAGCUCAAAUAGUUAUAUAUGAUCAGAACUCUCCUUUCUAUAGUAAAACCGAUAAUAUGGUUGUGGUGACCCUUGCCACCUUAUCGUUUUUCUGCCGUAGGCCUACACUUGCUGCUGUUAUGGAUUUUGUGAGUGGUAUUAAUUUUGAAGAUGCAAGCUCUGUAUCUCUCAGUGACAGUUCACCAGCUGCCACUCAACAGCAUGAAAUUCCUGUUGAAGGUGAUGAUCCACAAAAUACAACUGUAGCUGCGCAGUCUGUUGCUGUAGGUCUCUUAGGAAAGGGAAAAUCCAGAAUUAUUUUUUAUUUAGUCUUGAAUAUGGCUCGUGCCCAGAUAGUUCUUUUGAAGGAGGAUGAAACUAAGCUCGCUACUUUGUCUCAGGAUAAUUUCCUUACUUAUAUUAAGGUAUUUCCAUCAUCAUUCAGUAUCAAAGCUUCCAUAGGUAAUCUGAGAAUAAGUGAUGACAGUCUUUCCCUGGAGCACUUUUAUUUUUGGGCCUGUGACAUGAGGAACCCAGGGGGAAGUUCAUUUGUGGAGAUAGAUUUCUCUUCGUAUGAUUCUGAUGAUGAUGAUUAUGAGGGGUAUGAUUAUAGUCUCUCUGGUCAACUUUCUGAAGUAAGGAUUGUGUUCUUGAAUCGCUUUAUUCAAGAGGUAGUUAGUUAUUUUGUGGGUCUUGCUCCCAACGCUUCUGCUGGCGUUGUCAAAUUGAGGGAUCAGGUUACUGAUUCUGAGAAGUGGUUUACUACCAGUGAAAUUGAGGGCUCACCUGCUAUGAAGCUCAAUUUAUCACUUACAAAGCCAAUUAUAAUAAUGCCUCGGAGAACGGACAGUCUCGAUUUCCUGAAGCUUGAUGUUGUACAUAUAACUGUCCAGAACACCUUCCAGUGGUUCAAUGGCAGUAAACAUGAGAUGAAUGCUGUUCAUAUGGAAAUAUUGACUGUGAUGGUUGAAGACAUCAAUUUGAAUGUUGGAACUGGAAAAGAAGUGGGUGAUAGCAUUAUUCAGGAUGUCAAUGGAUUGUCCAUUGUUCUUCGGCGAUCACUUCGAGAUUUGUUACAUCAAAUUCCAAGCACCGAAGCAACAAUAGAGAUGGAUGUACUGAAAGCUUCUUUAUCUAACAAAGAAUACCAGAUCAUUACAGAAUGUGCACAGUCUAAUUUAUCCGAGCCUCCAAAUAUUGUGCCUCCCUUGCAGUGGAAGAAAAAGAUGCCCUCCAUUGACAUGAUUGAGUCUGCUGCGACUUUCAAAUUAGGAUCUACUGAAGUUGAUUCUCAUACUAGGGAGGUCUGGAUCAGCUUGAAAGUCAUUGUUGCUAUUAAUUUAGUGGAAUUGAGCUUACAUUCAGGUGUUGCAAGAGAUGCACCAUUGGGAACCGUUCAGAUCAACACUGCAUGGCUUCUUUACAAGUCUACCACAGGCGGAGAAGAUUUUCUAUCUGUCACGCUCCAAAGUUUUAAUGUACUGGAUGAUCGUGAGAGUACUCAGGAACAGUUUAGACUAGCAAUUGGGCAGCCAAAAAGCAUUGAGUAUAGUUCUUUAGAGAAUGAAAUCAGGCAGAUAGAUGCUACGAUGCUUGUUGUUGAUGCGACACUGAGUGAAAAAUCAUCAUCUAUAUGUUUGUGUUUGCAAAGGCCUCAAUUGCUCGUUGCACUUGAUUUCCUGUUGGCCGUUAUUGAGUUUUUUGUCCCAACAGUUCGUGGCAUUUUGUCAAAUGAAGAGGAUGACAUGCCCAUGAGUUUAGUUGAUGCAAUCAUUUUGAAUGAUUCUACCUACACCCAACCUUCAUAUGAAUCUUCUAUCUCUCCAAAGACACCCCUUAUUAUUGAUAAUGAAAGAUUUGAUCAUUUUAUCUAUGAUGGCAAUGGUGGGACACUAUUGCUGAAAGAUAGACAAGGUUCUGUUAUUUCAUCUUCCAGUACAGAAGCAUUAAUAUAUGUGGGAAAUGGGAAAAGACUGCAAUUCAAAAAUGUUGUCGUUAAGGAUGGACGUUAUUUGGACUCUUGCAUUGUAUUAGGAGAUAAUAGUAGUUAUUCGGUGUCUGAGGAUGAUCACGUUGCUUUGGAGUAUGAAGAUGAACCUUUAAAGGAUUCUUCUGGGACUUUUCAAGUUACAGAGAACCAAAAUACUGAUAAUGGCGAACCUCCAGAAUACAUAAUUGAGUUGCAGGCAAUUAGUCCAGAGCUCACUUUUUAUAGCUCAUCGAAAGAUGUGGGAAAUUCGGCAAGUUUAUCCAACAAAUUGUUGUAUGCGGAGCUGGAUGCAUUCUCCAGGAUUGUGUUAAAGGGUGAAACCAUGGAAAUGACUGCAAAUGCACUUGGAUUGACAAUGGAAAGCAAUGGAGUCAGAAUUUUGGAGCCAUUUGAUACAUCUGUCAAGUUUUCAAAAGUUGCUGGAGAGACAAACAUACAUCUCUCAUCUUCUGAUAUAUUCAUGAAUUUUUCCUUCAGCAUCUUGCGUCUUUUUUUGGCUGUUGAAGAAGAUAUUUUGUCCUUCUUAAGAAUGACGUCAAGGAAGAUGACUGUCAGUUGUUCUGAGUUUGACAAAGUAGCAGUUAUGGAAUACCCGAAGAAUGACCUCAUUUUUGCCUUUUGGAGGCCUCGUGCACCCCCUGGAUUUGUUGUCCUCGGUGACUAUAUGACUCCACUAGACAAGCCACCUACCAAAGCGGUUCUUGCAGUAAAUAAGAACCUUGUAAGACUCAAGAGACCUGAGUCGUUCAAGUUGAUAUGGCCACAAACUGAUGUCUCUGACUCCGAAGGCAUCAACAGACUGCCAUCUAUUCUUCAGGAGGGCAACGUAAGCUGUUCAAUUUGGUAUCCUGUGGCCCCAGAAGGUUAUAUUGCUCUGGGCUGUGUGGUUUCUUCUGGAACAGCACCUCCUCCGUUGUCGUCUUCGUAUUGUAUCUUGGCUUCUUUGGUUUCUUCUUGUCCAUUAAGGGAUUGUGUUGUGAUUGGAGCAAGCAAUGAGUCCUCAAUGGCUUUGCCCUUCUGGCGUGUGGAUAAUUCUGUUGGCACAUUCUUACCAACAGAUCCUAAUUCAUUGAAGCUGGUUGGUGGAGCAUAUGACUUGCGACAUAUUUUCUUUGGGAUAUCAGAGUUCUCACAAGAUGUUCCUAAGAGUAAGCCUCAUCAUGCCUCACCGCGUGAUGGACCCCUCCCUGUGGAGCCGUCAAUUGGAAAUUCUGGUCGGCGUUUUGAGACUGUGACGCUCUUUGAUCUGGUGUGGAGCAAUCAAGGUUCCAGUUCAAAGAAAAAACUAUCAAUAUGGCGUCCAGUGGUCCCACAAGGGAUGGUAUUCUUUGGCGAUAUUGCAGUUAAAGGGUUUGAACGUCCAAAUGCUUGUGUUGUUGCUGAAGACAUUGGUGAUGAAAUUUUCAAAUUACCUAUAGGAUACCAAAUGGUUGGUAGAAUUAAGAAGCAACGGGGAGUAGAUCCUAUGUUAUUUUGGUUGCCUCAAGCUCCGCCUGGUUAUGUUCCUCUGGGAUGUAUUUCCUGUAAAGGCUCGCCCAAGGAUUAUGAUUUUAGUGGCUCAUUGCGAUGCAUACGGAGUGACAUGGUUGUUGGGGAUCAAUAUUCGGAAGAAAGCUUGUGGGAUACAUAUGAUGCUGGUCUUAGAGCAGAACCAUUUAGCAUAUGGGCAGUUGGUGGCGACUUUGGAACUUUUCAGGUGCGGAGUGGAAACAAGAGGCCUUCCAAAAGAUAUGCAGUGAAGCUUGCUCAUAAAUAUGUAACAGAUGGCAAGGAAGAUACAGUCAUCGAUGCAGAAAUUAGAACGUUUUCUGUUGCAUGCUUUGAUGACUAUGGUGGCUUGAUGGUUCCGUUGUUUAAUGUGUCCUUGAGUGGUAUUGGGUUCAAAUUACAAGGAAGGCCUGACUACCUAAUCUCCAAUGUAAAUUUCUCUCUUUCGGUGAGGUCAUACAAUGACAAAUACGAGUCUUGGGAGCCUGUGGUAGAGGCAGCUGAUGGGUUUUUGAGGUAUCAGUAUGAUAUGUCUUCUCCUGUUGCUGCUUCACAGUUACGACUCACUUCAACCAAAGAUCUUAAUGUGAAUGUUUCUAGUUCUAACAUAAAUAUGAUUCUCCAAGCUUAUGCAAGCUGGAAUAGCCUCAGUGAAAUCCAAGAGUCCUGCGUUACUAGAGAAAUUGUUUCUCUAACUCAUAAGGAUACAUCAAUUGAUAGUGUGCAUCAUAAAAGAAAUUAUUUCAUCAUUCCACAAAACAAGCUCGGCCAGGACAUUUUCAUCCGAGUUACUGACAUUAAUGAGCUUUCAAGUGUAUUCAUGAUGCCGUCAGUGGAUCUGAAGCCUCUUAAAGUUCCCGUGCUGAAAAAUAUGCUGGAUUCUCACUUCCGAGGGAAUAUUGGCCAGAAUAUCCGUACAAUGGUGACGUUGAUGAUUGCAGAAGCACAGUUUAAAAAGUUGGAUGGUCUAUCUUCUCGUCAGUAUGCUGUAUCAAUACGCCUUAGUCCAGAACCUAUUCUGUCAGAUGCUACAGCAUUAAAUCAGCUGCAAAGUGUUCGUACAUGUGGGCGUUGCUCUGAGUCUAGCAGUUCUUUGAAGCUCGAAUGUGUUAAAUGGAGAGAAGUUUUCUUCUUUAAAGUUGAUUCUCCGGAAAACUACCAGUUGGAGCUUAUUAUGACUGACAUUGGAAAAGGUGAUUUGGUUGGAUUUUACUCAGCUCCAUUGAAGCAGAUAGCAACAAUGAAAACUGCUGAUUCUCAUGAUGAUGGCAAUGAAUGGAAAUGGAUUGAUCUAUUUCCUCCAGAAUCAAAGAUGCUGUCUAAGGGAGAUACUUCAAAGGGAACACAAGGAAGAUUAAGAGUUUCUGUUCAUUUUGCAUCAAAAUUGGAAGUUGAAAACAAGCAGUCAUUUGCUGAUGGCAGGAAGCCUGGGUUAAUCCAGAUUAGUCCUACCAGGGAAGGACCUUGGACUACUGUGAGGUUGAAUUAUGCGGCUCCUGCUGCUUGUUGGAGAUUAGGCAAUGAUGUUGUUGCAAGUGAAGUUAGUGUUCGGAAUGGCAAUAGAUACGUAAAUAUUAGAUCCCUAGCGUCAGUACGUAAUGAUACUGAUUUCACACUUGAUUUGUGCCUGAAAGCCAAGGCCCCAUUUGAGUCCAAGAGACCAUUGAAUAAUCCAUGGACAGCUAACAAGUCAAAAUUGAAUGAUGAAAAGAUUGAAACAGUGGAAUUUUUUGAAAUAGAAAGAUACAUACCUGAUGUUGGUUGGGUUUGUUGCUCUGGAAAACCUGAUAAUAGUCUAUCAGCUAGUGGAGGGCCUGACAAGACCUUUAAUAUGCAGAUAGUUUCUGGGGAAGAGCCGUCAUUUGACUGGGUAUGGGCUGAUGAUUGGCAUCUUGAUAAAGCGUCAGUGUGCACUGCUGGUGGAUGGGUUUAUGCUCCAGAUGAAGAAAGUCUUAAGUGGCCAGAGUCUUAUGAUGCUGGAAGUUACGUGAAUCAUGCUCGGCAACGAAAAUGGAUACGAAACAGGAAACUGAUCGCAAGUGAUGCACAACAACAUGUAUCCAUUGGUCUACUUAAGCCUGGUGACUCUGCGCCCCUUCCACUUGCAUGCUUAACGCAUGCUGGAUCUUUUUCUUUGCUUCUACGACCUUUAAAUUUUGGUAUUCCAGAUAGAUAUGCUUGGAGUAAAGUCGUUGAAUACCCUGCUCAAUUACAAGGUUCUAGCAAAUCACAAGAAGAACCUGAGAUUUGUGUAUCUGACCUAGAGGAAUCUGAAAAAUUGUUGCACUGUGAACAUAAUUCUCCAACCUCCUCCAGUAGCACCGUUGGCUCCAGUGGAAUUUGGUUUUGCUUGAGUGUGCUGGCUACUGAUAUUGCAAAAGAUAUCCGUUCUGAUCCCAUCCAGGAUUGGACUCUUGUGGUUAAAUCUCCUUUAACUAUUGCUAAUUAUCUUCCCUUGAGGGUCGAGUAUUCAGUUUUUGAAAUGCAAUCGAGUGGUCACUUUGUGAAUCGUUCUAGAGGCAUUUUUUCUCCUGGAAAAGCUGUAAAUGUUUAUGCUGCUGAUGUUACAAAAGGCUUAUUCUUAUCACUGUUUCCACAAAAAGGGUGGCUGCCAAUGCAUGAAGCUGUUCCCAUAUCUCAGCCUAGUGGAGUGUCAUCUACAACGUUGAACUUAAAAAAUCUAAUUUCCGGAAGGAUGGUCCAAGUUGUUCUGGAGCAAUUUCAUGACAAGGAACAGCCGGCAAUGCCAAAGGCUGUCCGAAUAUAUGCCCCAUUUUGGUUUGCUGUUUCCAGGUGUCCUCCUCUGACUUUUAGGCUAGUUGACAGAAAGGUAGAAAAAGCAUCUUCACCAUUGAAGUCAAGAAAUAACAAUCCAGAAACAAGUGGGCAUAUAAUAGAAGAAGAACUCCAGGAGGGUUUCACUAUUACUUCAUCGCUGAACUUCAAAUCAGUGGGAUUACAAGCAUCUAUUGCCCCUACUGGAGAAAAUUCAUUUGGACCUGUUAAAGAUCUUUCUCCACUCAGUGAUAUGGAUGGAUCACUGGAUCUGUCAGCUAUUGAUUCUGAUGGUAAUUGUAUUCGAUUGUUCAUCACCACUAAACCGUGCCCUUACCAAACCAUUCCCACGAAGGUAGUCUCCAUUAGACCAUACAUGACAUUCACUAACAGAACAGGUCAGGAUGUAUUUAUAAAAUUGAGCAGCCAUGAUGAGGCAAAGAUCUUAAGGGCAUCGGAUUCAAGAGUGAGCUUCCUUUAUCGAGAAACAAGUGAUAGUAACAAACUCCAGGUACGCCUAGGAAAUACCAAAUGGUCAUUUCCUAUUGAAAUCCUUAAGGAAGACACACUCUCCCUUGUUUUACGAAAGGAAUGCGGUGAACGGAUAUUUGUAAGGAUGGAAAUUCGCGGCAAUGAGGAAGGAUCACGGUUCAUUGUUGUUUUUCGUCUAUGCUCAAGAACUCCCAUCAGGAUUGAAAAUAGAACAAGGAAGAAAAUUAGCAUUUGCCAGAGUGGAUUUGGUGAUGAUCAUUUGAUCCAUUUGACACCUCUGUCUACAACAAAUUUCGCUUGGGAUGAUCCAUAUGGUCAUAAAUGUUUUGAUGCUAGUAUUUAUAGUGACAAUAGUGUGAGCACCUUAACACUCAACUUGGAAAGUGCUUCCAUGUGCUCACUAGAAGGAGCAGGAGUGCAGUUUCAACUGAUGGACACUGGUAAUAUCACAGUCGCUCGAUUCACAGAGGAGCAGCCAUCCAGGUUGAAUGCACAAGGAGAUGACCAGGCAAUGAUUGAUGAUGAGGAGAGUGUUCAGAUGCAGAAAAAAAUGCGAAAUAGUGUUCCACCAUUUGAACUCACUGUUGAGCUUGGGGUCCUUGGUCUUUCUGUUAUCGAUCACAGACCUAAAGAACUUUCCUAUUUAUUCUUGGAGAGGGUUUAUGUAGCAUAUUCCACUGGCUGUGAUGAUGGGACUACAAACAAGUUCAAGAUGAGCUUGGGUCAUUUGCAGCUUGACAAUCAGCUUCCCUUGACAUCGAUGCCUGUAUUAUUGGCACCUGAGCAUAUUGGUCAGCAACCAGUAUUCAAAAUAACCCUGACCGUCUUAAAUGAGAAUACUGAUGGCAUCCAAGUAUAUCCAGAAGUGUACAUAAGGGUAACCGAGAACUGGUGGAGGCUAAAUAUUCAUGAACCAAUUAUUUGGGCUGCAAUGGAUUUCUACAAUAAGCUACGGCUUGAUCGUCUUCCGGAAAAUCCAAAUGUCACACAAGUUGAUCCAGAGAUACGUAUUGACCUCAUAGAUGUUUCAGAAGUAAGAUUGAAAGUCGCACUGGAAACAGCACCAGCUCAAAGACCACAUGGUGUGCUGGGAGUAUGGAGCCCCUUAUUGUCAGCCAUUGGCAGUGCAUUUAAAAUUCAGAUUCACUUACGGAAGGUUAUGCACAGGGACAGAUUCAUGCGAAAAAGUGCUGUGGUUCCUGCCAUUACGAAUCGGAUCUGGAGGGACUUAAUACACAAUCCUCUGCAUUUAAUCCUCUCAGUGGAUGUACUUGGCAUGACAAGAUCUACAUUAGCCUCCCUAAGCAAAGGUUUUGCUGAGCUUUCUACAGAUGGACAGUUCCUGCAGUUACGUUCCAAGCAGGUUUGGUCUAGAAAAAUAACAGGCGUAGGUGAUGGAAUUAUCCAAGGAACUGAAGCUCUGGCGCAAGGUUUUGCAUUUGGUGUGUCAGGAGUAGUCAGGAAACCUGUUGAGAGUGCUAGGCAGAAUGGCGUUCUAGGACUUGCUCAUGGGCUCGGGCGAGCUUUCGUGGGAUUUAUAGUCCAACCAAUGAGUGGUGCAUUAGAUUUCCUUUCAUUGACUGUUGAUGGAAUUGGUGCAAGUUGUGCCAGAUGCUUUGAAGUUUUAAACAAUAGAACCUCCCUCCAAAGGGUCCGUAAUCCACGAGCUAUACAUGCAGAUGGUAUUCUUCGAGAAUACAAUGAAAGAGAAGCUCUUGGACAGAUGAUUCUAUGGCUUGCAGAAGCAAGUCAUAAUUUGGGAUGCACGAAAAUCUUCAAAGAACCCUCCAAAUUCGCCUUGUCUGAUUACUAUGAAGCUCAUUUCAUGUUGCCUCCGCAAAGGAUUUUGUUGGUUUCAAACAGAAGGGUUAUGCUUCUUCAGUUUAAAGCUUCAGAAAAUAUGGACAAAAGACCUAGCAAGAUUAUGUGGGAUGUGCCAUGGGAAGAGCUAUUGUCUCUUGAGUUGGCCAAACCUGGAAGACUUCAACCUUCUCAUUUGAUUUUUCAUCUUAAAACUUUCAAGAGAUCUGAGCCAUUUGUUCGGGUUAUAAAAUGCAAGCCCGAGGAAGAAUCAGAAGGCGGAGAACCUCUGGCAGUUAAAAUUUGCUCGACAGUGAGGACGAUGUGGAAAGCCUAUCAAUCUGAUUUGAAAAGUUUAGCUUUAAAGGUACCUUCAAGCCAGAAACGUGUGUACUUCUCUUGGGCUGAAGCUGAUAAGAGAGAUAUGCAGAGCCAGACUAAAGCUAUUGUUAUGUCUAGGGAAGCAUCAUCAUCUAGUUGUGUAUCCCAUGAAAGGAGGUUUGUGGAACACAGCGUCAACUUUGAUAAGAUUUGGAGUAGUGAACAAGAAUCUAAAAGCAGAUGCACACUGUGUAGAAAGAAGGCUAUUGAGGAUCAUGGCAUAUGCAGCAUCUGGAGACCAGCUUGUCCUUCUGGGUACUUGUCCAUUGGUGACAUAGCUCAUGUUGGUGGUCACCCACCCAGUGUUGCCACUGUCUAUCUUUAUGAUGACCAAUUGUUUGCACUUCCUCUGGGAUUUGACCUGGUAUGGAGGAACUGUGCAGACGAUUAUGUAACUCCAGUAUCUAUAUGGCUUCCACGGGCUCCAGAAGGAUUUGUAUCUCUAGGAUGCGUGGCUAUGCCAGGGUUUAAUGAGCCUGAGACCAAUGUAGUUUAUUGUGUGGCAGAAUCAUUAGUUGAAGAUGCAGAAUUUGAAGGGGAAAAGAUUUGGUCUGCACCGGAUUCAUAUCCAUGGGCAUGUCACUUGUAUCAGGUGCAGAGUGCUGCUCUUCAGUUUGUAGCUUUAAGACAGCCUAGGGAAGAGUCUGGAUGGAUACCAAAAAAGGUGCGCGAGGAUACGGCUUCUUCAUCACACUCAUCUGAGACUUAAGGAGUUGACGUAAUUCUAUUUGAAAUGUUGAUCUGAAAAUAAUUUUUCAGUUUUACCCCUCUAUUGAUUCUUUUAUUGUACAUGUGAUAUAUUGGCCGGAGUCAUUGUCCAUAGCAAAUUUUGUCCACGUAGAAAUUAUGGAGUAAUGUUUAAAGCUGCAAAAAAAAUGUGUGAUAAACUUUUAUAAAUACGUGAGGGGUUGCUUUUGUAAAUCAAUUUUAUGAGUAUAAAACAAUACAUACAUACAUCAAUAAAUGUAUGGAACACACUUUGGUCAAUCCAAAGUGCUACAUAUACACUGUAUAUUUGAUAUUUCGUAUUUGUAUAUCAUGUGGCAACUAUAUGAUUCAGCUUUCUAAA